AGAUAAAGAGUUUGAUGAGCCAGCUGGGAACAAAGCAGGAUUCCAGCAAGCUUCAGGAGAACUUACAACAGCUGCAGCAUUCUGCCAACUGCCUUGCCAAAGAGACCAAUGAAUACCUGAAGGAGUUGGGGUCUCUGCCGCUUCCUCUGUCUGCAUCUGAGCAGCGCCAACAGAGGCUCCAGAAAGAACGUUUAAUGAACGACUUCUCCACGGCCUUAAAUAACUUCCAGGCAAUACAGAGGCGAGUGUCAGAGAAGGAAAAAGAGACUGUAGCAAGGGCGAGAGCUGGCUCCCGUAUCUCUGUAAAGCAGCUUGUUUCAUUUGAUAGUGGUGAAGAUUGGAAUCAAAUGCAGUCUCAGGAAGAAGAUGUGGCAAUAACUGAACAGGACCUUGAACUCAUUAAAGAAAGAGAAACAGCAAUCAGGCAAUUAGAGGCAGACAUUUUGGAUGUCAAUCAGAUAUUUAAGGAUUUAGCCAUGAUGAUUCAUGACCAAGGAGACAUGAUUGAUAGCAUAGAGGCGAAUGUGGAAAGUGCAGAAGUCCAUGUGGAAAGAGCCAGUGAGCAGUUACAGCGAGCUGCCUACUACCAGAAGAAAUCCCGUAAGAAGAUCUGUAUCCUGAUUCUUGGUCUUGCUGUGGCUUCCAUAAUCAUAGGACUCAUUAUCUGGCAGGCAAUAAAAUGAAAUCUUCACGUGGAACCUAGGCUCACUGCUGAGAUUUUUUUUCCCUCAGAGCAAACAGGCUGACUAGUCGUGGAAAUGAACUGACCACCCUGAGAGAGCACAAGCUGGACUACUUCUAGUAAUAGAUAUUAGCAACUAAUGUGCAGAUAACUAGUAUUUGGAAUUAGUGAACUAUGGAGACAGUAUUUAUGAGUUUAUAUACAAAUUAUUGUUUUAUGUAACUAAAAUCUUGUGGUUUUGCUUUCUGUAAUGUAUUAUUCCCUGUCCCAACUGUAUGCUGAAGUGUGAUCAGUCAUUGGAGAUGUCUUGUUCCUGACAAGUGGCACAACUUUAACAUUUUGUAUGUACAGGUAACUUUGGACUGGAAUAAGAAUGACAUUCAAAGAGGGCACACCACUGAUUCACAUAACCUUAACCCAGCAGGUUCUGAAGUCUCCAGUAUCUGCCCCGUGGUUUUAUUCGUUUCCAAGGGGCUGUGGUUCUAGAUUCUCUUGGAGAAGGAUGUCGUUACAGAUCUGAAAGGCCAGGAGAAGUGUGCGUGGUGACAGCUGGAACCACUGCAUGCUGGUCAGGUUAGCCUCGAGACUCCUAACUGGGUGCUUUAUUUCUGACCAUGGUGGGG
Molecule: messenger RNA, 1305 nt
Organism: Leptosomus discolor (cuckoo roller)
Lineage: Eukaryota; Metazoa; Chordata; Aves; Leptosomiformes; Leptosomidae
Source: RefSeq, a predicted model, not a curated record